Molecule: messenger RNA, 2106 nt
Organism: Penicillium angulare
Lineage: Eukaryota; Fungi; Ascomycota; Eurotiomycetes; Eurotiales; Aspergillaceae
Product: transcription factor IIF subunit TFG1
Exons: 4
Coding region: 1-2106 (701 amino acids)
Biological process (GO): transcription initiation at RNA polymerase II promoter; positive regulation of transcription elongation by RNA polymerase II
Cellular component (GO): transcription factor TFIIF complex; nucleus
Molecular function (GO): RNA polymerase II general transcription initiation factor activity; DNA binding; TFIIF-class transcription factor complex binding
Source: RefSeq, a predicted model, not a curated record
AUGUCGACAUCGACCAACCCUUCAAAUGGGCGAACGCCAACCGCACCUAAUGGCGCCCCUCCGAUGAGAAUGCGUCGCCCGAAAGCCGCCGACCCCUUAGUUCGCCCUAAAAGAAGACCAAUCAGACCUACAGGAGCUGCACCUACAGCAGGCAAAACUGCUAUAAAGACACUUCCCACACGCCCCCCACCCAACGCUCAGCCGUCGUUGUCGCAGGCGUUCGAACGGCCCGGACCAGCUCCUGUCCAGGGAGAUCAAGCCGCCAAUGCAUUUAGCGGCCCCCUUAUAACCCAAAACUACGUUGAUUACCCCGUGGUCACGACCAAACGAGCUAUCCGAGAAGGACUGAAGCACCAUAUCGCUCGUUUCGCAGCUAAACGGAUUGUGGACCCACGCGAUGAGUCUCAGUUCACGCGACCGGUGAGGUUACAGCGUCGAGACCCGCGCUCACGGAACCAGGAGCACCAUACGGAAAGAUCCUUUGGACCAGAUGGGCAACAACUUGAUGAGGCGGACCGGGAAGCACAGGAUGCUAGAAGAGCUGCGCGCGAGAAAGAACGAGCGGAGAAUUUGGCCCAGAUUGCCCCAUCAGUGGGAACAUCUGCGAAGCGACAAAACAUACCCAAGCAGAAGACACAGCAAGUUUUCAAGUCCGAUAUGACACGCGAGGAAAUCGCAAGAGCACGGAUCAAGUACGAAGAAGCUCUACCAUGGCACCUGGAGGAUUUCGAUAAUCAAAAUAUCUGGGUUGGUAACUACGAAGCUGCUUUAUCUGAGACACAUGCGGUAUUUGUUCUAGACAAUGGCAAGAUGCGCAUGAUACCCGCGGAAAAGUGGUAUAAGUUCAGCGCCAAGAGUCAAUUCAAGGCAUUGACGAUUGAAGAAGCAGAGAAGUUCAUGGCGAAACGAAUCAAGGAUCCUCGGUGGUUUAUGGAAAAAGAAAAGGAGGUGGCCGAGAAAAAGGAACUGGAGCAGUAUGCCAAGUCGCGCAAAGUCUACGCUGGCAAAAAGGGUGUUUCAGCUGGAGGAGGAGAAGGGCUAGAGGCUGGUGAAAUGGACUUUGAAGAGGACCGAUUUGCCGACGACGAAGAACAUGACGAUCUCUUUAAUGACCAGGAUGACGAAGCGAAAGACGCCGAGAAAAGAAUUAAGGAGGAUCAAUUAAAGGCAAACGUGUUCGACCUGAAGGAUGAGAAGGACUACGAGAAAGAAGAAAAGCGCGAGAAAAUGGAGAAAGAGGCUCGCCAUAAGCUGGGAAAGAAGAUGCGCAAGGCACUCAAGAAAAGAGAACGAAAUUUCGACUACUCCAGCGGCUCGGAGGCCAACCCAUACAGCUCGGAAGACGAAGAGAGUUCCGACGACAGUGAAACCGAACGCUUGAAGGAGGAAGAACGAAAAGCAGAGGAGGAAAAGAAGAAGAAGGAAAAGGAAGCAGCUUCUGCUAAAGGCAGUACAACACCUUCGGGUCGACCGAAGCAUGUAGACUCUCUUAAGAAGUCUGGGAUUCUCAAGCGAUCGGGUUCGCCCAACGCCUCAGACGCCAGCGGGACUGAUACGUCCCGAAAGAAGGCUAAAAGCAAGCACUCUUCUCAUCCAACUCCAUCAACUUCUCGCCCUAUGUCUCCGUCUACUGUACAGGCUGGAAAGAAACGGGUCCGCAACAUUCCACUGGGUGGAUCUGGGUCUGGCAGUGAACUUGACGCUGGUGUUGGAUCUGGAGCUGAGAUCAGCGAAAGUGGCAAAACUAAGAAGCUGAAGCUCAACCCACCUGGUACCUCUCGAGGGGGUACACCACAGGGCUCUCGGGCAGCAAGCCCCGUUGCAGGUGGCCGGAGCUUCUCUGGAAGUCGCGCUAGCAGCCCCGACGGAGGUCGCCCAGGACGAGUAUCUACACCCGUUUCCGCUGGAGGUAUGCCUUUCCCGUCAGAGGCGGAGAUUCGUGCAGCGAUCCCAGCAACUGGUAUUCUCAGUAGUGAUCUUCUUCGCGUUUUCCGGCCUCGCAUUGGCGAAUCUAAGGAAAACCACCGCCGUUUCAUUGGAAUUGUCAAGGGGGUCAGUGUCUAUGGCAAGGAAGACCGAAUGCUUCGGCCAAUUCCUCCGGCUUAG